AUGGCCAGGCUGCCCCACAGGAUCAUGAAGGAAACCCAGUGUUUGCUGACAGAACCAGUUCCUGGCAUCAAAGCAGAACCAGAUAAGAGCAACGCCCAUUAUUUUCAUGUGGUCACUGCUGACCCUCAAGAUUCCCCCUUUGAGGGAGGGACUUUUAAACUUGAGCUAUUCCUUCCUGAAGAAUACCCAAUGGCAGCCCCUAAAGUAUGUUUCAUGACCAAAAUUUAUCAUCCUAAUGUAGACAAGUUGGGAAGAAUAUGUUUAGAUAUUUUGAAAGAUAAGUGGUCCCCAGCACUGCAGAUCCGCACAGUUCUGCUAUCGAUCCAGGCCUUGUUAAGUGCCCCCAAUCCAGAUGAUCCAUUAGCAAAUGAUGUAGUGGAGCAAUGAAA
Molecule: messenger RNA, 389 nt
Organism: Cercocebus atys (sooty mangabey)
Lineage: Eukaryota; Metazoa; Chordata; Mammalia; Primates; Cercopithecidae
Product: ubiquitin-conjugating enzyme E2 N-like
Exons: 1
Coding region: 1-387 (128 amino acids)
Biological process (GO): protein K63-linked ubiquitination; DNA damage tolerance
Cellular component (GO): nucleus
Molecular function (GO): ubiquitin conjugating enzyme activity
Source: RefSeq, a predicted model, not a curated record